Acanthaster planci (crown-of-thorns starfish) is the source of this 5723-nucleotide messenger RNA. Its product is annotated as secretin receptor-like. Gene Ontology annotation, cellular component: plasma membrane. NCBI's taxonomy places the organism in Eukaryota, Metazoa, Echinodermata, Asteroidea, Valvatida, Acanthasteridae. The record is from RefSeq and is a predicted model, not a curated record. Gene Ontology annotation, molecular function: peptide hormone binding; G protein-coupled peptide receptor activity. Gene Ontology annotation, biological process: adenylate cyclase-modulating G protein-coupled receptor signaling pathway; cell surface receptor signaling pathway.
GAGGUUCCUUCUGUUUUCCCCGUGUACAUUUGGCUGCAUUCACAUGGAAUGCGAUAUACACCGGGGCGACUACUGGGUGGGUGUCCUUGUGGGUGUGCAGCCUGCAGCUUGUUGGGUGCUGAAUGAUGUACUUUGAUGCUGGCCGUCAGCAGGAUGCUGCACAGUUGGUGGGAGGUGGGGCCCAGGUCACUGGCGUGCAGUGUACGGCCUGAACAAAAAGCAAGACUAAACUGCACGAAGCAAACAUUCGUGCCCUGCCUCUGUGGCAAAAACUGCGUACCAGGCUACAUGGACGAGACGCGAUCAAUUGCAAACAUGGCGACCCAACGACGAUCAAGUAACAUCCCGUUAGUUCUGGUUGUCAGUUUGUUGACGCCAUUGCCAUUACAACUGGCACUUGAAGAUUACGCUGUGCCGACACCGCCUAGGGUCGUUCAGUAUCACGGUACCAUGAGGGCGGGCACUAUGAUUGCUGUGGUUUUAGGCUGCGUCAUCGUUCCUAUUGGACUCAUUGAAUUUCUGAUUUUGAUGAUUAGAUUUUGUAUGACAACCUGGAAACAUCGCCACCAGUCUUGGCCUGCAGUGACCAGCUUGUUUCCUGAAAGGCCACGGGACACGAGAUUAAACGACAGCGUAAAGACUCCGUCUUCGUGAAAGCUGACUCUGAAGACGAGCCUGGCGUCCCACAAGACCGUUCAAGCUUAGAAAGUAGGUCAUCGCAAGAAUUGAUCGAAAUGUUAUGAAGACAUUCUAUGCAUGGCCUGAGCUGAGACACCACGCAUUGGUAUCACAACCAUCCCUGACCCCCCCCCCCCCGUGCUGCCGACGACCGCGGUGCUUCAACACGGGGGACUGCCUGUCGUUGACCAAAUAACGCCUGGAGGAGAGUCUAAUCAGCUUGCGCAAAGACGAUAGAGCGGAUUGUGCCCAUGGGCUGUUGUGGAGGGAACUUCGACAUCUCCAGUGCAUUUGCCCGUGGGUCACUCCAUGCACCAAUCAUUGGUGUGUGGUUGCACCUGUGACAACGUCGACAAAGUCCAGCGCUUCCACUCCUGAUCUUGUGGUGCGUCGAGCGUAGCCCAGUGGCCUUUAAACCAAAUGCAGAGGGAGUCGCUCUUUAGAUUUCACCGCUUCCUGGACAAAAAUACACCUGUUCGCAUUUGAAAGGGGAGAAGUUUGCAUCAUGCAGGCUUUGGGUAAGCUGCAUUGCCGGAUUGAUUCUUACCCUAUGAUCUGAACACGAAUGAAAUGGUUGAUCGACAUAUCUGUGCAUAUGUUUGACGAAACACGCUGAAAGUUAUUAUUUUUCUGCAAGUGGAGGUAAAUCUGGUGUGCACCUGUACGCAACAAGUACGAUGUGAGUGACUGUAUUGGAACUUCAAGUAUGUCCAUGUUGUAGGCUCCAAUCUUGGUACGUUCUCUAGAGAGUAUUUCAUUUGUGACAUCAGAAGAGACAUCUGUUGAAAUUCAAUUGGUCUUCUUGACAGCAGGCAUCAAAGCUUUUGUUUUUGAGAGGGAGCAGUAACAACUCCAGAAUCUUUGACGUUGUACUGUAUUCGAGCCGUCGCAUACAUACUGUGGAGCGACCAAUUACAGAUUGCAGUCUUCGACAAUACUCUCAUCGUGAAUGAGCGACGACUUAGUCCGCUCAUCAGCCUGCAGUUUUUGUCCAAUCUACCGUUCGCUAAACUAUAGUAGGCCAACUGAAGAUUUCAGCUUUCAGCUGUGGACCUUGACGGCGUGGAAGUCUUGACUGCUAUCACGUUACGUGACAAGUGGCUUGUUCACGGUCGGGUUGAAGUGAAGAGUCCUCCAGUAUGAAUCUGGUCAGACGCUCGGCGUUGCCUCUUACGAUAGUGGUUGUUGGCUUUCUCGCAGGGAAAACGAUGGGUAAAAAAUAUGAGGAAGAGCAACUCGAUCCUUCCUCAAAGGAAAUGGAGAUUUGUAGGAACUUCACUGUCCCAUCCCCGAUGCCUAACGAUGGAAGCCCAAGAUGCAAUCGAAGCUAUGAUACCGUUUUGUGCUGGUUGGAGGCUCCAGUUAACACCACAGUUAAGCGGCUUUGUCCGUAUACGACACAUUUCGCUGAGCCAGAAUUUGCGUAUAGGUUCUGUGACGAGAAUGGCGUGUAUGAUGAUUGGACCAACUACUCGCUGUGCACGAUUUCUCUUCAGCCCGAUACUAAAAAUAAGGAUCUGGGAGUGCUUCAUAUUGUGUAUAGCAUAGGAUACUCACUAUCACUGGUUGCACUGACCGUUGCUAUGGCAAUAUUUAUUUAUUUUAAAAAACUACGGUGUCCUCGAAACACAAUCCACAUGCAUCUGUUCGUGUCGUUCAUCUUGAGGGCGGUGUUUGUAUUCGUGCGUGACAUCAUUUCUGGAGUCAUCCUUAACAUUGGUGACGAAAGCUUUACACAUCACAGCAAUUUGAAUCAUUCAGUCAACCCCGUCAGCACACCAGAGGACAUCCCGUGCUCUCGGGUGCUGACCAUAGCCAUCAGUUUUUGUCAAUACGCACUAGUCUCCAACUACUACUGGCUGCUCGUUGAGGGCGUCUACCUUCAUGCCUUGAUCACGUUGGCAGUAUUCUCGGAAUCUUCAUCUCUUAAGCUGUACAUUGCUUUGGGGUGGGGUGUUCCAAUUUUAUUUGUUGUUCCAUGGGUAAUAGCAGAGGAAUAUACCAAUGAAGGCAGAUGUUGGCUAUCGAACAUGACCGAAGGAACUGUUUACUGGAUUAUCAAAGCCCCUGUGAUGUGGUCUGUCGUGAUCAACUUCAUCCUUUUUUUGAACAUCUUACGUGUUUUGGCGACCAAGCUGAGUGCUACCAACGCCGCUGAAGCCAGAAGGUAUAGCAAGCUGGCCAAAUCUACACUGGUCCUAAUUCCGCUGUUUGGAGUGUAUUACAUCAUCACCAUUGGCAUGUACGCUACUGAAGAACCUAUUGUGGUCAAGUUGCGCAUGUAUAUAGAGUUGGGCAUGUCUUGCCAGGGAUUCUUAGUGGCCGUGCUGUACUGCUUCAUGAACGGUGAAGUGAGAGCUGAAAUCAGAAGAAAGUGGCGAGUUCGACAGCUAAAUCGGACACUGAGUACGCAUCGGUCAUUACGUAAUGGUCACUCUCGUUCGUCCUUCUCAACUCCAUCCCGUCAGGAUUCCUUAAAGGAACCUCUCAGAGAUCCCACAACGGCCGAUAAGAACUCAAUUAAGUCUAAACUGCGAGCUCUGAAACGCCAAGCCUUUGGUCCAUACCACAAUCUCAACGGCCAUGUUGGAAAUGGAAACAUGGCCCGACCUAGCCAGACGGCUGUGAGUGAAAUUGAUAAUGACAGUGACUUUGCCGAACGCGCCAGAACCUCAUCAGAGGUCCGUCCAGUCAGACACGCUGCAGAUAUUGAACCGAACGAAAAGACGGCUAUGAGUGCACAACCGUCAUACUUCAAUCGGCCAGAGAAUACACCCACAGUCGUUAUCGACGAAGCCAAAGAUUCGGAUGAUGGGUACGACGGAGACAUGUACAAUCCAAACGAUGUCGGGAAUCAUGAGAUCAAGGUUGAGAUCGACCACGAGGUAAUCGAAAGCUGUCCAGCAGAGGCUUGUAUUGAAGGCGGAUGUGAACUUGGGCGCGCCUAUCCAAAUAUUGAAACAGAAGUGUAAAAAUAGCAGACACAUGUUUUGCAUGUAGACUUCAUGCUAUUGUGUUAUCACAAUAACACCAAUGUAAAUUAAUCAUCAUGAAAGUAAGUUGUAUAAUACUGCAUGUGAAUGAAUCUGUUAAUGUCCAAUUGUGCCUGCCAAGUGUCUUGACACCUUUGGUAAAACAAAAUACAUGGAUGUUUAUACCUAUUACCACAUUCUGACCGUAAAGUUGUCUCUGAUGUCGGCAAAAUAAUGAAACUUUGGAAAUAAUCAUGUAACAGUUGUUGAUGUCAUUUUGAAAACACAUAAUUCACGAAACAUGGAGAUUGUGCUUUGACUCAGAUUGGAACAAGAACCGUGUGAAAUGUUUGGUUUAAAACUUGCCCGUUGAACAGAUAGAAAGUUUGUAUGUGAAAGAGAAUAAUGUGACAAAAUCGAUGGUAUUAGGCCUAAUUUGACUGUUUUCUGCUGAAAUUUCCAUUCUCCUACCACGCACAGUUUAAGUGUUUUCACAAGGGACCGAUCAACUUGGAUAACAUUUCUUCAAUUCAACAGACACGAAGUUUUGUCUGUGUUGAAGAGAAUUCCGUAUGUAUACACCAUUAAUUUCUCAGCCUUAAUAAUGUCAGCCAUUAGAAAGUGAUAACAUGUUCUAAAAGUCAAAUUUAGCAGGGAAUAUUUUGAAGCUUGUACUUGGGAAACGGGAUGACGAUAACUAUAUGAUAAGUGUAUUUUUUCUGUUAUUUACAAUGCUCUGAUAGUUAAAUCUAGUGGUGUUAUUUCGAGAUUGGAAUCAACAUUUAGGACGAGUCACCCUCUUUGAGGGACUUCAACCUUUGUUUUAGCAAUUUUAAAUGAAAAAAGUGCUAAGGUAACCGGGAAAACCGAUAUCAUUUUAUGUCAAAGGAUACAUUUCCGUGCAACUUUUUUUUUUAAAAUACAUAUCACGGAUGCACUCAGCCAUCAGUCAUUUGUAUGUAAAAGUUGAAAACUUGUUUCUGUUAAUGCCGUUUUUGUUUUAACAAUAUACAGGUUUUGGCAAUUGUGGGUCCGAAUAUGUAUUUUAACAGACCUGUAAUUCUUUUAAAACGUCUACUUUAAAAUGCUACUAUUCUUUCGAUUUUCCCAACUGUGUACUUUCUUAAACAGACAGUAGUAACUUUCUGUAGAACUUCACAUUUCGAUUUAAAUUUGAUACAUUGACAAACUUCAAGUCUUUUAUUAAAUUUUGUAAACGGGCAAAUGUAUUUGAGUAUUGUGUGUUGAAAGCUAGUGUUUUAAAUGCAUCAAUAUCUCAUGAAAACAGUUGCUAGUUCAUAGGAAAACCUUUUGAUUUUUUGUCGGAUUCUCUUUAAUUAGAUUAUUUUGUGUGCGGAUCUGACUUCAAUGUCGCAAGUCAACCUUCAUCAAAUUUUGUUUCUGGCUCUUUCCAAAUACAGUUUCACAUACGUUGAUCUACAAUACAUGUAAUUGGAUUCCUGAUACAAUCAUAGCUACGAACUAAGUACUAAGACGAACAAAAAUAUGUUGCAUUUUGUAAAAGUUCACACUUUUUACAAAAUGCAACAUAUUUUUGUUAUAUUAAGUCAACUAAAAUACGAAACGGGGACAUUGUGAGAUUUUUUAACAGUGCAGACUCCUUUUAUUAAUCAUUGAAUAAAUCGUAACAACCUGCAGCAGUUGGUUCAGGAUUAAUUAACAAAUAAUUUUGUAUGGCACUUCUUGUCUUUUUGUGCUAGUUGAAGGAAGUAAUGUACAUACUGGUUAUAUUCUGACGUCAAAUCAUCUUGUACAAGUGUAGAAUGAAUAAUAACAUUAUAUAUCUCAGUCUUGCCUUUGUCAAAAGAUAUAUAAACGCUAUGAAAAUGAAAUAGUAUGAAUUAAAAUUCCUUUUAAAUCAUUGAGUGAAAACAAUGAUUUGGGAUUUUUGUGUAAAAAGGAGAUCUAGGGUUUUUGAGGUACCAUGAUGUGUAAAGACUAUUAUUCCAUACCCAUUGCAUGUAUAAUAUAACCAUUCAAAAAGGAUGUCAUACAUUGUGAAAUAUUAAUUUCUGUCAUAAUAAGCUAUGGAAAAUAAAUAAUGUUAAUAAA